AUGCUGAACGCAACGAAAGCCUCAUUUUUGCUCUUCCUCGGGGCCCAUGCUGCCACAGCCUCCACAGCCGGCUACAGACUUUCAAACAAUGGAACCCGGGAUUGGGAUGCCGCCGCCCAGCUGGCCCAGAACCUCAUCUUGCAGCUGACUCUGGACGAGAAGGUUGAGAUGAUCACGGGCAACGGCUCUGCCGGUAAUUGUAUCGGCAACAUCGCGGCUAUUCCUCGUCUCAACUUCACAGGCUUAUGCAUGCUCGAUGGGCCUACUGCCGUGAAUCGUGCUGACUUGGUCAGCGUGUUCCCGUCAGGGAUUACUGCUGCUGCCACGUGGGAUCGGGAGUUGAUAUAUCUUCGCGGGCCAUCAACUGGGCCGAUGGGACGCCAUGCUCUUGGUGGUCGAAACUGGGAAGGAUUCGGCCCUGAUCCAUACCUUGCUGGCAUUUCGAUCGCAGAGAGCAUCUAUGGUCUGCAGGACGCCGGCGUGCAGAGCUGCGCCAAGCACUACAUUGCCAACGAGCAAGAGACGCAGCGUUCGUCUACUACAGACGCCGAUGGAACUCGUAUAGAAGGAAUCUCCUCCAAUGUCGACGACAGGACCGUCCACGAGCUCUACCUCUGGCCAUUUGCCAACGCGAUCCAGGCAGGUACCGCAUCUAUAAUGUGCUCGUACAACCGCGUCAACCAGGAAUACUCGUGCGAGAACAGUUAUCUUCUUCAGACCCUGCUUCGCGAAGAGCUCGGUUUUAAAGGAUAUGUUGUCUCGGACUGGUUUGCCACCCACUCGACUGCCAAGUCCAUCAACGCCGGCCUGGACCUCGAAAUGCCUGGUUAUAUCCCGACAGGAUACCCCGGAGCCGAGUCCUGGUUUGGCGACAAUGUGUUGAAUGCUAUCCGCAACGGCUCUGUUAUCGAGUCCAGGGUUGACGAGAUGAUCGGGAACAUUCUCACCCCAUACUACUUCCUUGGGCAGGAUGCCAAAGACUACCCGGCUCCGGAGGACGCUUUAAGGUAUGUGCUGCUCGUUCAGGAGUCGAGUAUUGAGUUUGGUCGGCAAGCUGGUCUUAUCCCAGACGACUUCGUCUUUCCUCGCGGCCGCGACGUCCGCGGAGACCACGCCAAGAUCAUUCGCGAGAUGGGCACCGCUGGCACAGUCCUCUUGAAGAACGUAAACGACACGCUGCCCCUCAAAGCCCCUAAGGUGAUCGGCGUCUUCGGCAACGAUGCUGGCGACUUUACUAAUGGGUUCUUCCGGCCAUCUGAGGUACCGGAGAGCGACAACACUGGCACCAUGAUCAUCGGAGGCGGCUCAGGAACCGGUCGACCCUCGUAUGUAGUCUCCCCACUCGACGCUAUCAAGGCCAAAGCCAAAGAGACAGACGCUCAGGUUUUCUACGUCACCAACAACGACGUCCUAGCCAGUAACGACUUCAGAGGCGUCUACCCGCCGCCGGAAGUCUGCCUCGUUUUCCAGCAGACUUUCGCCAGCGAGAGCUUUGACCGCACAUCGUUCGAGCUCGACGGCAACUCGACGGCUGUCAUCAAGAAUGUCGCUGACUUCUGCGGCAACACCAUCGUCGUGACCCACUCCGGCGGUGUCAACACCAUGCCUUGGGCCAACAACACCAAGAUCGGCGCCAUCCUCGCGGCCCACUACCCAGGGCAGGAAAGUGGUAACUCUAUCGUCGACCUGCUGUGGGGUGACGUAAGCCCUUCAGGCCGCCUGCCCUACACCGUGCCGCGCGCCGCCGAAGACGCUGGGCCGGCCGUCGUCAACCUCACACAGCCGGUCGAAGACCCACUGGCGUGGCAGUCGAACUUUACUGAGGGGCAGCUGAUCGACUACCGCCAUUACGACGCUCAGGGCAUCGAGCCUCUGUACGAGUUCGGCUUCGGCCUCACGUACACCACCUUUGCUAUCGAUGGAAGCAAGACCUCCGUCGAUCUCGUCGCGGAUUCGGUUGCUGAAAAACUCGACGUUACUGUCCCUGUCCAGCCCGGGGGCCACCCUCAGCUCUGGGAGGACGUCGUUGUUGUCAAGACUAGCGUCACCAACGCGGGGAACCGCACCGCACACGCGGUGCCCCAGCUUUACCUCUCGUUCCCUGGAAGCGCGCCAGAGGGUACGCCGGUCAAGGUUCUAAGAGGGUUCGAGAAGGUGCUCAUCGAGGCGGGGGCGUCUGCCGAUGUCGAGUUUCACCUUCAGCGGAGGGACGUCAGCUAUUGGGACACUGCUGACAAGGCCUGGGUCAUCCCGUCCGGGGACUUUGUCUUUCUGGUCGGCUUUAGCUCUAGGGACUUGCCGGUCGAGAAGAGUUUUGCCGUGCUUGCUGCUCAAGGGGACUCAGAUGAGCUGGACAACCGGUUUGUGAUCAAUUAG
This is a messenger RNA of Diaporthe amygdali, 2376 nucleotides long. Its product is annotated as beta-glucosidase. Gene Ontology annotation, biological process: glucan catabolic process. The record is from RefSeq and is a predicted model, not a curated record. The transcript has 3 exons. Bases 1 to 2376 code for a protein of 791 amino acids. NCBI's taxonomy places the organism in Eukaryota, Fungi, Ascomycota, Sordariomycetes, Diaporthales, Diaporthaceae. Gene Ontology annotation, molecular function: beta-glucosidase activity.